AUGGCAAAUUCUUGUCACAAAGCAAAAACCUUUUUUGGUACUUGUCAAGCCAUAUACAAUGUCUUUUCUAAUUCUACAAAGAGAUGGACUGUUUUAUUAGAAUAUAUUGAUGAUUUGACUUUGAAAUCUUUAUCUGCUACUCGAUGGGAAAGCCAUAUUGAAAGUGUUAAAGCUAUCAAAACUCAAGUUGGCCAAAUUAGAGAUGCUUUAGUACAAUUGGCUCAAGUAAGUGAGGAUGGAAGAAUGUGUAGGGAAGCCGAGUCUUUGGUUAAUGGUGAGCUUUCAAGUUUUGAGUUUAUUGUGAGUUUGGUUAUUUGGCAUGAAAUUCUGUAUAGAAUUAAUUUAGUGAGCAAGAAGUUACAGUCUAAAGAUAUGCUUCUUGAUGUUGCAAUACAAAAUCUAAAGGGAUUAGUUGAAUAUUUUGAAAAAUAUAGGGAAAGUGGGUUUACAUGUGCCAUUCGUGAAGCUAAAGAGAUUGCAAGUAAUAUUGGAAUUGAACCUGAGUUUGUUGUAAAACGUUUUUUCUCAAGGAAAAAACAAUUUGAUGAAAUUCCAAAUACAGAGAGAGAACACCAAUCCGCUCAAGAGACAUUUAGAACUGAUUAUUUUAUUGUUUUAGUUGAUAUGGCUCUUUUGCAGUUACGAACCAGAUUUGAACAAAUGCAAGAAUUUGAAUCUAUGUUUGGCUUCUUGUUUGAUGGGCGAAAUUUGGUUACUAUACAUGAUGACGAGUUAAAAAAAUGUUGUUUAAACCUUGAACUUGCUUUAACAAAUGGUAAUGAUUCUGAUAUUGAUGGCGAAUAUUUGUUUAUAGAGUUACAAGCUUUGCAGGGAAUGCUACCAGAAGAGGCAUCUAAAAGUGGAAAUCCUUGGACAUCGAUACAAAUUAUGGAGUUUGCAAAGAAAAUGGACAUGUUUCCACAUGUCUUGCUUGCUUACAGGAUACUAUUGACCGUACCGGUGACCGUAGCAUCUGCGGAAAGAAGCUUUUCAAAGUUAAAGUUGUUGAAGUCGUAUUUACGGUCUACCAUGAGUCAAGAAAGAUUGAACGGGCUUGCAAUCUUGAGUAUUGAGAGUAAGUUUUUAGCUAAUAUUAGUUAUGACGAAGUGAUAGAUAUUUUUGCUUCAAAAAACGCAAGAAGGCAUCGUUUUAGGUAA
This is a messenger RNA of Cynara cardunculus var. scolymus (artichoke), 1158 nucleotides long. Its product is annotated as zinc finger MYM-type protein 1-like. The coding region runs from base 1 to 1158 and encodes 385 amino acids. NCBI's taxonomy places the organism in Eukaryota, Viridiplantae, Streptophyta, Magnoliopsida, Asterales, Asteraceae. Gene Ontology annotation, molecular function: protein dimerization activity. The record is from RefSeq and is a predicted model, not a curated record. The transcript has a single exon.